Molecule: messenger RNA, 1824 nt
Organism: Daktulosphaira vitifoliae (grape phylloxera)
Lineage: Eukaryota; Metazoa; Arthropoda; Insecta; Hemiptera; Phylloxeridae
Gene: Syngr
Product: synaptogyrin
Exons: 5
Coding region: 166-822 (218 amino acids)
Cellular component (GO): neuromuscular junction; synaptic vesicle membrane
Source: RefSeq, a predicted model, not a curated record
AAUGCGCUUGUGUUAUCUCGGCCGAGUUUUACCACCAUUGAUAAUGUUAGUUGAAUAAAUAACAAACAGCUUUUGGUCUUUUUCGUUAUUUAUUAUAAAACACUAUAUUACUAGGCUUAGUCUCUUAACUAAGUAAUCGUUUAGAUUACAAUUGAAAUAUUUAAAAUGGACACUGGUCCACAAGCUUAUGGAGCUGGUAAAGUCGGUGGAGCGUUCGAUGUACAAAAUUUUGUCCGCAAACCUCAUGUGUUCGUUAGAUUAUUGUCUUUGCUAUUUGGAUUGAUUGUUUAUUUCUGUGCUUCUUCGGGCUCUUGGACGAUUGACCCAAACACCAAAGAAGAAGUAUGCAUGUUUAAAAUGAAGCGUUUCAACUGUCAUAUAGGAGGUUUUGUUGGGUUUACUUCAGUUAUUGUAGCUGCCGUGUUUGUUGGAGGCGAGUAUUACUUUGAAAAUGUACCAUCAGUAAAGAGUCGCAAGCACUAUGUUCUUCUUGACCUUGGAUUCUCAAGUCUCUGGGCAUUUUGGAAUUUUUUGCUGUUCUGUUACUUAUCCAACGCUUGGAGCAACACACCCGAUUUUUCUGAUUCAAUAAGCACUGCCAACCCUUCUGCUGCUAUUUAUUUUACAUUAUUCGCUAUUUUCGUAUGGGGAACUUCUGCGUACUUUGCUUAUCAGAGAUACCAGAUGGGCGUAGACCCAGCUUUUGUGUCUUCAUUUGAAGCCGAUCAAUUUGGUACUUAUGACGAAGCACAAAAUAAUACUAAUCAUGAAUCACCAUUCAAUAAACAACUAUCAGGCGAAUAUCAAACUCAAGCCUACUAAUUACAAGAAAUUCUUCCAAUAAGAUAUUUAUUUAUUAAAACCUAAUGGAUGUUUAAAUAAAGAAUAUUUUAAAUGUUUCGAGCAGUGUCUCUGGUUAUCCACAAGUUAGCGUUUCUAUUUAAUAUUAAAAAUAAGUAUAAUUUAAUAAAAUGAAUGAUAGUUGAGGGUAGUUACAGAUUUUUAUACACUCGUGUUCCAAACAUGCAUAAUGCCGUAAUUGCAUUCAGACUAAUUUAUUUUAGUAUAAUUUAAAUUAUUUUUAAAUACUGUAACUAUUCAUGUAUUUGAAAUUGUUUAUGAUUGUAAGUUGUUUAAUAAACUUAAAAACAAAAUUUACGCAAAUAUUUGCUUUUAAUAAAUUAAACAUAAUUUUUACUAUUCGAAUUCACGAUAUCACAUCCAAACAUUUUAACUGUGGAAUAUAUUUUCUUUGGUAUUUAAAUGUUUUUCAAGUCAUUUUAUUAAUCAUAUUAAAAUUCAAAUUCUAAGUAGACUUUUUUUUACAAAAAAAAAAAAACGCUUAAUUUAUUUAUGUCUAAUUGUCUAAAGCGUUUUUUAUUUAGAAAUGAUAAUUAAAAAAAAGCGUAUUAAUGUUUUUGUUAUUGUUAAAAUAUUUUCUAAUUUAAAAUAAAUGUAAUUUUUCAAUUUACUAUUUUCAAAAAAGUAAUUUAAUUUAAAUGGUUUUUUGUUGAUUUUUUUAAUUAAUUCAUAUUUAUUGUCAACAUAAAAUAAUAAGGCGAUCUAAGAUUCUGUUUUAAUAAUCUGCUGUGUAAAAUAGUACUCAAGUUGUAAUAACAAUAAUAUGUCAAAUUUCUAUUUAAUAUUUAUAAAUUAUUAUUAUCUUCUAGGCAUAGGCAAAAUUAUGGAGACAGCCUAUGAUGGUAGUAAUUCGAAUUCGAAUUACUGCGAUUCGUCGUUAUAUACUAAAAUGUACAAAAGCGAUGAUUUUAUUUGUAAUAAAUGUGUACUCGUAGAAUAAAUAAUAAAUGAAAACAUUAAAAU